Molecule: messenger RNA, 1314 nt
Organism: Cylindrotheca closterium
Lineage: Eukaryota; Bacillariophyta; Bacillariophyceae; Bacillariales; Bacillariaceae
Source: the annotation of a GenBank genome assembly
AUGUCGACGACUCCUGAACCAACAAAGGUGAAUGGCACAAACCCCGAUCCAGCCAACAGUGAGAAAACAGCCGAUAGUAGCGAAUUUGGAAUAUUGGGGUCGUUGCCCACUUCCGGCGUGAACGAGAGUAAUGGCAACUCCACUGAACCUAUGACUGUAGACAAAAAGGAAGACGCAGUCGCCCCCCCUGAUAAUACCAAGCCAGCUUGUAAACCCGCGAUCACAGAAGAUCCAAAGCCCCUCAUUCAAUCCACAAACCUUGACAAAGUGACGCCUGGUACGGAUACCAAAUCUGCGAGUGGAGCGGCGAACACUGCUCCAUUCGAUCCUGUUGUCAGCACAAAGGAAGCCAAGACCAACACCCCCGCGAGUACGAAGUCAGUUGUUCAAGCCACAAUCACUGAAAAAUCUGAACCUCUUCUUGAAUCCGCAACCGUGGAAAAAGUCAAGCCUACACUGGUGGAAACCAAGCCAGCGGAGAAGCCUGAGACAAUUAAGGCCACUGAAAUGGAGAAAUCUACGGAGAAUAGUAAGGUCACUGAAGUGGAUUCUGAAUCGAAAAAAUCUGCUGAGACAAGCGAGCUGGUGGUGAAGUCUGAUGAUAAGACCAAAACCCCGGAAGCAGGCGGCGAUAAAAGCAAGUCAGAUGACAAAGGGGCGCAUUCACUUGGAGGAGAAAGCGCAAAUCAAUUUACUCCUCCCCUUCCGGAGGACUUCUUGAAGAAGGCGCAAGCAAACGUUGAUGCUAGCAAACAUUAUGUUGAGACAAGCAAUGUUUCGAAGAUUGCGAGCAGGGUCAAUUCUCAAAUCCCUUCAUCAAGGCCACUAGAAAACAAGACUGACGACCUGCUUGUGGCACCGAUUAUACCAAGACCGAAGAAACGGCCAGCGGCAAAGUCGCUUCUCAAACAACUAGGGCAAUCGCACGUCACAAACCCACUGAAAAAAGUGAAAUCGGUAAAAGCCAAAACUGAGAAACAACCUCCUGGUCGAGGAAAGUCCCCAGGUCGGGGGCGUGCAACACAGUCUAAAUCACCAGCCCAGAAGGGACCAUCAGUGACAAAGGCAAAAAUGCUGUCGGAAGGACCUCCAACGGAAGACCUGGAAGGUGGAUGGCCAGAAGGAUGGGUCAAAAGGGUAUUCGAGCGAGCAAGUGGUGCUACAAAGGGAUCCACCGAUAAAUACUGGUAUUCUCCAAUCAAUGGGAUAAAACUAAGAAGUAUCAUGGAAGUUCGGCGGUUUAUGAAAGCACUCGAAAUGAAAAAGGGGGACGAAAUCGAAGCGAAGAAGAUAAUGAAAACGAUCAAAUUGUAA